Molecule: messenger RNA, 1256 nt
Organism: Pectinophora gossypiella (pink bollworm)
Lineage: Eukaryota; Metazoa; Arthropoda; Insecta; Lepidoptera; Gelechiidae
Gene: thoc7
Product: THO complex subunit 7 homolog
Exons: 3
Coding region: 148-756 (202 amino acids)
Biological process (GO): mRNA processing; mRNA export from nucleus
Cellular component (GO): THO complex part of transcription export complex
Source: RefSeq, a predicted model, not a curated record
UGUUGACAAUUAAUAAAUUGUUUUGACACCAAUAUAACCUCAAAGACUCCUGUGCUCCUGAAUUGAAGACAAUUAUUAUUUUAGUGUUAUAAUAGAAAAAGCAAUAAUUAUAGUAUUCAUUUCUCACCAAGAAAAGCAUAUUGCAAAAUGGGUGACGAGGAUGUGAUACGUAGAAGGUUACUUAUAGAUGGAGAUGGAACCGGAGACGACAGAAGACUGAACGUUUUGCUGAAAACUUUGAUAAAAUGGUGUAACAGUUCCGACGAAAAACCUGAAGAGAGCAAGUCGACUCAUGACAGAAUGCUGGCUCAACUGGCGCAAUGCGAAUUUGCUGUAACCAAAUCUCAAUUAGCUUCAGAAAUGAUGGCUGCUGAGUUGAAAAGCUAUGAAGCACUCUCACAGAUACUCGAGAAUGGCAUAGAGGUGGCUAAAGGCAACAUUGAGAAAAGCAAAGCUGAUUUAACUCAAGCCAAGACUGUGCGUAAAAACCGCAUUGAAUAUGAUGUAUUAGCUAAAGUAAUAAGUGAGCAACCAGAUAGGAAAGAGACUUUAGAGCGACUUAGCACUUUAAAAACAGAACUCGCUAAUCUAGAAGCGACUAAACAACAACUAGAAAGUCGUUUAGGAUUAAGGAAGAAACAGUUCCAUGUUUUAGUGACCUCUAUACAUCAGUUACAAGCGCUGUUAGAUGAGCCUGAUGAUACGGAGUCACUUUCUGAUGACAUUGAUAUGAAGGAAGCCACUCCUGAAAUAUAGCACAAGUUUAACCCAUAUAAAGUGAAACAUGGUAACCUCAUGAAAAAUAAGAGAAAAUAUGACAAAAUUAGAAUAAAUAAAAUGAAAAACAUCUGCAAACCAAACAGAAAGGACAUAGGCAAUUGAUUACAAAUAAAUAAUCAUGAUUUCUUGAUAUUAUUGUAAGCUAACUGAACGGGACAAGCCUACUAAAACAUAAUGGUAUCUUAAGAAAUAAAAAAGAUAUGAUAUGCAACUUCUUUUGGUAUAAAGAAUACAUUUAUUUAUUAUAAACAGGCUGCAACAAAUUAUGAAAUCUUUUACAUACUUUUUUGGACUAAUUUCUAUUUUACACAUAACUGCAUGUAAACUUCUCAAAUGUCUGACAAUGUAUUGGCUUAGUGAAAAGAAGUAUAUCAAUAUAAUUAAUAUUAAACAGCACCUCUAUUUGUAAUGAAAAUUUUUAAGCAUGAAACUUGUUAAAAACUAAAAUAAAUCCCAUUCCAAUAUGAUUACCAAAA